Stylonychia lemnae is the source of this 2469-nucleotide messenger RNA. NCBI's taxonomy places the organism in Eukaryota, Ciliophora, Spirotrichea, Sporadotrichida, Oxytrichidae. The record is from the annotation of a GenBank genome assembly.
AUGUCAAUGUAAUGGACCGAGAGUAAAAUAAGAAUGCAAAAGGUGCUUAAAAAUAUGGACUUACUUAAAAACGAGGUCCUCUAUAACGAACAUAAAAUUGAAACACUGAGAUAGAACAUAUUUUAGUAAAUUGAGUUAGAUGAAAAAAAGAAAAAUACUAGUUUGCCAACAGUCAUUGAGGGUGAUGUAAAUUCAUCCAAUGAAAAUGAAGAAAACUAAAAAGAUUAGAUAAAUCAUCAUGUCACACCAGCCUUUAGAAAUGAUUUGCUAUCAAACCAUGACUAUCAUGAUCAAAUAUUUGAAAUGCAUUUAGAAGACAAAGUUAUUCCAUAGAUAGAGAAGGAAAAAAGGUUACACGGCAAUUAUGAUUCUAUCAAUGAAGAUGAUUCUGAUGAAGAAAUACAAAAGUCUUAAGACCCUGUUGAUGAUAAUGUACCUUUUUGGGAAGAUUUGAAGUUGAAUACUACCCAGUAGGUGUAGACAAGCACAUUUAAUAAUGAUGGAGGUUCAAAGGACAAUGUGGAGAACUUUCUAAAUGACUUGGGAAAGAAAUAUGACGAUUUUGACACUGUGAGGAGGUUACAGCAAACCCUAGUAGGUAAGAGGGUCAUGCUUAAGAUAAAGUAACUUGAGGACGAAAAACUCAGAGCAUAUAAAAAAAUUGAAAUGGUAAAAAAAGGAGUAAUCAUUGAAAAAAAGAAUAUCGCUGUACAGAUGGAGAAUAAAAUGAGAGACUUUUAUAGGAGUAUCAUUGAAAAAUUCGUGGACCUCGUUCAAAAAGAGGUGCAAUUGACCUUUGAUUAGACAACAUUUUUAAGAUAAGAUCUCAUCUAAAGAGAUAAAAUUCUCAACAAACUUUCUCAGAUAAUUUGUGCUUAGGAAUAGUACAUUGAAGAAGUUAGAAAUAAGAUAGCUAAUAGGGAUUAUUAAGGACUUGAGCUUUUUGUAUUUGUUAAUACAGUUCAAGGUGGAGGAAUAAUACCUCACUCGAUUGUUUAAAACUUUAAAUAGCAAGGAGAAAAAAACCAAAGAGAGAAAUUCUUUAGUAGAUUUACCCCUAAUCAAACUCUCAGACCUACUUCUACAAUCGUUUCAUUAGAAGCAGAGUCAAAUUUAACCCCUAGUGUUGCUGAAGGACAUCAUAAACAUGAGGCAACCUUUUCUUAAUCAAAUAUAGCUAGUAAUAAAAGUUCUCAUUAGGGUCUAAAAUUUCUAGGAGAUGAUCAAAGAAAGAUAAGCAUUGUGAAUUCUGCAGAAAACACACCAAGAGAAAAAGAAAAAGAAAUGGUCAAAGAUAAGAAAAUGCAUGUAUUUAAACUAAAAGUUAAAGAUGAAGUACUGUUGGAGGAAAAUAAAUAUCUAAGAGAUUAAUUCGAUCAACUUAAGGAACUAACUAUUCAAUGGUUUGCAGAAAAAGCCACAUUAUUAAACAAGAUAGCAUUUCUGGAGCACCGAAUCAGAUAAAUGUCUGAAGAUAACUCAAGCAAAAUAGUGGAGCUUGAAUAGUAACUUUCUGAUUUUAGAAAAGAAUAUGAAGAAACAAUGAGAAUUUAUGAACAAGAGAAGAAGCAAUAUAAAUUUGAGAUGAGUAAAGAAUUGGGUAUUAAUGAGGUGCUUAAUUAAAGAUAGAACGAAUACAUAGAGAUUUUAAAGAAAGAGCUAGUGAUAGCUAAAAAUAUUAUAAAAAGGCCUAGAGAGUUACUCAAGUUUAGCAGAGAUUAAGGAUUUCACAGAAUAGAGAUUUAUAAAUAUGAAAAAGUGCCAAAAUCUCAUUCAAUUAAUGUAUCUCCUAGAAAUCCAAUGAAUGAUAGUCUUAUUUAAGAAAGUGUUAAAACGCCUAUGAUUAAAAAUGAAAUGUCUGCAGAAACUGAAUCUAACUAUCCUUCAUUCAGGGUGUAGAUCAAGGCCUAAAAUAAUCCGCAAAGAAAUGCUCAAACUUAAAUGACUAAUUAAAGUUCAUAGGGUACUCAUAACUAUCAGAGACCACAAACAGUAUUUGAUAUUGAGACUGUGAGGAAUUUCGGCAAUGUGAGCCAGCAGUUUUAAGAUUAAGUGAAUCGUGUUUAAACCUCCGACUAUAUGACUAAGAGACUUUAGAAUCAGAAACAAAAGAGACUCAAUGGAAGCAUCAAUCUUAAAAGUGUGCAUCAGGACUCUACUAAUUACAGUCAGACUACAAGUCCAUCAAUGAAAAUGAAUAAUAAUUUUCCGCCAAGAAGAAAUUCUAUAAAUAACCAAAACAUAAAUAAAAUGACUUCAGACUAUAUUGAAAGUUCUUUAAUGGGCAGAUAAUCAAUCCUGUCAAAGAGAGCAUUAAAAGCUAAUCAAGUUAGCAAUAUCAAUUCUUCAUCUAUUAUGCUAGAUUAGUCAUAGAAGUCAAACAUUUUAAUUCAACCAAAUAACAUAAGUACAAAUAAUUCAUAGGAUAUAUUUUCAAAAGAGCAUUAGAUUGCAGAAAACUUUUAUUGA